Molecule: messenger RNA, 1101 nt
Organism: Panicum virgatum (switchgrass)
Lineage: Eukaryota; Viridiplantae; Streptophyta; Magnoliopsida; Poales; Poaceae
Product: cyclin-dependent kinase inhibitor 6-like
Exons: 3
Coding region: 508-753 (81 amino acids)
Biological process (GO): negative regulation of cyclin-dependent protein serine/threonine kinase activity
Cellular component (GO): nucleus
Molecular function (GO): cyclin-dependent protein serine/threonine kinase inhibitor activity
Source: RefSeq, a predicted model, not a curated record
AGACAGCCCCCGCGCGCGCGCGGCGCCCCCACCCAACGGCCAACGCCGCCAGCCCGGCGGCAUCGGCGCUUCGGCAGCCUGGCGCGCCCGAGGGCAAGUACAGCCAUGGCUGACAGCGCACCGGCCCCCGGCGGCCGCGCGACACGUACACGCCCGGCCCCGCUGCGGUUGCUCGCCCACUUUUUCCCCGUCCCGUCCGGCGUCUGCGCCGCGGUAGGCGGCUGCUGUUAUUGUGGCCGACGACUCGACUCCUUCCAAGAUCCAUGGGAAUCUCCCGCUCCGCCUCCGCGGCCACCCACUCCUACCCAGGACGGGGAGGCCCGGCUAGCCGCUGGCAUAAGUAAGCCCCGGCUUGUCCCGCCGUUUUCCACCUAAUCCCAUCGUUAUCUCCUCCCACCCACGCCCCAACCGGACCCGUAACACCAAACAGUCUAAGGCCCCAACCACAGGAGGAGAGGUCAUCCGUCCUCGUGGAGUGAACAUCACGAGGGCGAACAAGGAAAAAGUAUGGCCGCCGCCGCUGCCACGGUGACGGCGGUGUCGAGCUGCGGCAAGCGCGAGCGCGACAUUGUGGACGCCGGCAUGCCCAAGAAGGGGAAGAGAGGGACGCCGCCGCCGCCGGAGGAGGUGGAGGCGUUCCUCGUCGCCGCGGAGAGCAGCUUGGCGCGGCGCUUCGCGGCCAAGUACAACUAUGACGUCGUCAAGGACGCUCCCAGGGACGGCCGGUGCGAGUGGGUCCGCGUGGGCCCGUGACACGAUCGCGCGCACGGCCGCUCGGCCAGUCAACCGUCAGAUCGAAGAGAAGAGGCCCACGCCCGUGUCCGCUUCGGUGUUGAUUUCCCUUGUACCGUACUAGCUACUUACCGUCUGUGUAACACUUCUCUUAGCUGUAAUUAUGCUCACGAGAGGGCUAAUCAUGUGAAGCCUCAACCUCACUACGUCAGUGGAUGUUCCCCUUGUAACUUAGCGUUUGGUUAACAUGUCGUUAUGUGUAGCCCAGGAAAAAGAAGCUGUAACUUGUCGCUAUGUUCGAUUUGUCGGUUCCCCGUUCAUAUGAUCAUAUCAAUGAAACAGAGUGUUUGGCAUUCAGGCCCACACAAA